AUGCAUGAAAAAGCCGAAAACUGGUUAUUUAGACUUGUGCAUCCUUCAUUACUGUACUUAGAUUCAAAGCUAAAUGUGCAGUUUGUGAUUUCGAGUCUUCUGUACCUGUCUCUAUGCUUCGUUCUUCUAGGAAUAUGUGCAUCUGACUAUCUUUGCCCAGCGGUAUCAAACAUUUCAAAUGGAAGGAAAGGCAGCGCCCAGAAGGGACUACUAGCUGCAAUUCUCUUAUCAUGGUGCAACUCAUCGCCUGACCUCUUCACUAACUUCAUGAGCUGGACCUCGUCGAAUGCCGCAGCUUUGUCGGUGGGCGAAGUUCUAGGGUCUUGUGGUUUUAUUAUGUGCGUGGUACAAGGCGCGGUGUUCAUAGUAAUGUCCAAAGCGCGUGUUGGCCUGGAGCCCGAGCAGAGGCAGCAUGUCACUCGGGACCUCGGCUUUAUUCUCGUGGCUAUGUUGAUGAUGCUCUACGUAUGCUUGCAAAACGAGGUUACGUUGCUAAACUGUGUCUUUAUGAUGGGCGUAUAUGCUGCGUACAUUGCUUCUAAGGCUGGUGUUAGAUAUUCUAAGCCUACCUCGGACGACGCCAAUCACACUGACUGGAAUAGCCCCGAAGAAGCCUUCCCCGAGAUGACGGCCGGGGCAUUUUCUUCUGGUGCAGAUUCCGGGCACAAGUUCAACAUACUAAGCGCAAUGGAUUACAGUGCACUUUACGAAAUGAUGGAAAGAUCAACGAGUUCACCGGAUGAUGCAAUUACGCUCCAAACACUCAGAUCUGACAUUCCGGGAACGACGUUUGUGUCGCCCCGCCCUAUAACAGAGCCCAGCGCAAGCAGGCUGCCUUUUUUGGAUAAUGUUGCGUCUCCGGUGCAAUCUUCUCCGUCUACUUUCCAGCCGUUUCACGAUAGCGAUGAUAUCUCUGAAGCAGGACAGGCUUUGUUGGCUGAACCUAUUAAGUACAGCAAAAUUGCAAUUAAGCGGCUGCAGCGUCUGAGGAAAGGCGCAUUUUUCCUUCUCGCGCCUCAGCUACUUGGAUUUGGGUGCAAAUCUCUUAGCGCGAAAGCUCUAGCGCUGGCCACGACGCCGUUCACCGUCUUGUUGCGUUUCUCCUGUCCUCAGUAUUAUGAGAUACUACAAUUCGACAGAACGCCCAGCAACCUCAUAGAACUAGAGAGAGCUCAGCUAAUGCUUUUGCUCGUUCAAGCGCUUCUUGCUCCAUCUAGCUCCUUAGUGUUACUUUGGGUUUUAGCGGGUAUUCUUCUACGCUGGUAUUACCUACUUGCCGCUGGUAUUACAGCAAUCGCUCUUCUUGUAUCUGUGGCCUUUCUCCAACUGGCGGCCAAAAAGUACAAUAGAUUCUCUCUGAACGAGGACCAUAGCAGCGACGACCGCAAGCUAAAGCGAUUACUAAAUGCGGAAAAGGCUAUAAUAAUACUCUUCAAUAGUUUUGGGAUACUCAAUUCUAUCUUGUGGAUUUCUACGCUAGCAAAUGCUCUCGUGGAAGUGAUGGAAGUUUAUCAAAGGUUUACUUCGGUCUCUGAGGCUGUUCUAGGGCUCACCAUCUUUUCAUGGGGAAACUCUAUCAGUGACUUAAUGUCCAACGUGGCUAUGUGUCAGCUUUACCGUAAAAACGAGGUGGAAGAUACGGAAGAAACGUCCCGGCACGCUUCGAGAUCUUUCUUCAUCUCCCUGAGUGCCUGUUUCGGCGGAAUUCUGCUCAACUCGCUGAUAGGUAUUGGGCUAAGCGGCUUUGUGGCAAUGCUUAUAAAUACCGAAGGGACCAAUGAGAAGAAUUCCUGGAUCCUUAGGUCAGUUUCGCUAGAUAGCUCGGGAGUGGAUUUCAAGUUUAUGGUAUCGGUAUCCUUCAUCAUCAUUCAAAAUCUGUUUUUAUUGUCUUCAUUUUGCGGUGUUCGCACUUUUGACUCCUUGCUUGAAGAUAAAAGGAAACUUGUCGGCAUUCUAAUGUGCUCUUGGUGGGGAGCGGCAACAUUGGUCAAUGUGCUUAUUGAGAGUUUCGUGGAUUAA
This is a messenger RNA of Lachancea thermotolerans CBS 6340, 2019 nucleotides long. RefSeq names its product Ecm27p (gene ECM27). Gene Ontology annotation, cellular component: membrane. The transcript has a single exon. The coding region runs from base 1 to 2019 and encodes 672 amino acids. The record is from RefSeq and is a predicted model, not a curated record. Gene Ontology annotation, molecular function: monoatomic cation transmembrane transporter activity. Lineage: Eukaryota; Fungi; Ascomycota; Saccharomycetes; Saccharomycetales; Saccharomycetaceae. Gene Ontology annotation, biological process: intracellular calcium ion homeostasis; transmembrane transport; monoatomic cation transport.